CCACUUGACUCGCCCAUACGCUUCCCGUCGUUCCUUUCCCAGCAUUCCAUCCCACACGGCGCUAUGUACGUCAGUCGAGCGGCCACUCGCGCAGCUCCUGCUGUCUUCAGGGCGGGCAUCAGAACCUCUGCCCGGCCUAUGCGACACACGCCCAAGACUAUACCUGCCAUUGCCAUCCUGAUCCCCCGCCGAGCCAUAUCAACCGAGACAUCCACAAACUCCAACGGCAACUUCCCACCUCCCGGCUUCAACGCCGAGAAUGCCAAAAAGCCUCUACCCCAGGAGGACCAACAGAAGAUCCAGGACAAAGCAGCUUCGGAGAAACCCGACGUGUCCAUCCCCAAAGAUGCCCCUACAGGGAGCCCUAAGACUCCGGCUGAGGAAGCGCAAACGUUGACAGAAUUGGCCGCUCAAAAGUCGGCUGGGGCCAAGGAGGAGAAGAAGGUCGUGGAAAAAAAAGAUGAGAAGAAAAAAACGUUGUGGCAGAAGAUCAAACACGAGGCCGCCCAUUACCGAGAUGGCACCAAGUUGCUGUUCACCGAGGUUCGAAUCAGUUCAAAGCUGGCUUUGAAAAUGGCGGCAGGAUACGAGUUGACUCGCAGGGAACACCGACAGCUGCAAAGAACCGUUCAAGACUUGGGCCGACUGGUACCCUUUUCCAUGUUUCUCAUUGUGCCCUUCGCCGAGUUGCUUCUGCCUGUAGCACUCAAGUUCUUCCCCAAUCUUCUUCCCAGCACAUACGAAGCACAGUCUGCAAAGGACGAUAAAGCCAAGACUUUGCGGUCAACCAGGAAGGAAGUGAGCACUUUCCUCCGUCAGACCCUCAAGGAAACUGGUCUACCGGUAUCGGCCAUAAACGCGCAGAGAGAGGAAUUUGCCGAGUUCUUCCGUAAGGUUCGCACAACAGGCGAGUCGCCGUCUCAAGAAGAAAUCAUCAAAGUCUGCAAGAUCUUCAAAGAUGAUCUGACCCUUGACAACCUUUCAAGGCCUCAAUUGGUCGCCAUUUGCCGAUACAUGAACAUGGCAUCUUUCGGUACAGACAACUUCCUUCGCUACCAAGUCCGCGUGCGCAUGCGCCAGAUCAAGCGUGAUGAUAGGGCCAUUUCCUUCGAAGGUGUCCCGUCUCUGUCCGUCCCAGAGCUCCAGUCCGCCUGUGCCAGCCGAGGCCUCCGCACAUAUGGCAUGUCUCCUGCCCGACUACGCGAUGACCUCUCCACAUGGUUGAACCUCCGACUCAAGCACGGUGUCCCAUCCACACUCCUCGUGCUCUCCAACGCCUUCGUAUACGCCCAGGGCAAAGAGUCGGAAAUGACGAGCCAGAUCGAAGCCCUCCAGGCCGUCCUCUCCAGCAUCCCCGAGGAACUCUACCACGAGAUCGAGCUCGAGGUACACACCGCCGAAGGCGCAGCUACCAACAAGCAACGUCUCGAGGUUCUCAAGGAGCAACAGGAGCUCAUCGACGAGGAGAACGAGCAGCUCCAAGGCCAUGAGAACAGCGCGAAUGCCUCGCCCAAGGACAGGGACAACAUCGACGAGGACGAUAAGCCCAAGGCCCAGCAGGAAGCUUCUCAGCAGAGCAACGAGGCUGAGGCCAGCACCGGAGAUACAGAGGGUUCUGUAGGCAGUGCCGAGCGCACCGAGCAAGAUCGCAGGGCUGCUACUGAACCAGAGCAGAGCAAGGAAUCCACAAAGAAGGAAUAGAAGGGCAACACCCCUCUUUACGUCACAUACAUGUACAACCGGAAAACAAAUAUAGAUGGAAGUCUUCAUGCUAGCUCAUCUUGGUUCUUUUUCCUCUCCCUUCUCUAGACCCAUUCCUUUUAUAUUCACUAUGUCUUCUCCCCCUUCUAUACUUUUAGAGGUAUUGUGUAAAUAGAAAUCCAUCAAAACUCUGUCUCGUUGUCUCGCUCGUAUUGCCUUGCGGUUGACGUUUAAUCCUCCUUUUCUUCUUCUUCUUCUUCUUCUUCUUCUUAUCUCUUGUCACUUUUUGCCGUGUCUGCGUCAAACCCUACACAUGCAUGUAUAUGUCCAUCCUAAACGGC
Molecule: messenger RNA, 2042 nt
Organism: Periconia digitata
Lineage: Eukaryota; Fungi; Ascomycota; Dothideomycetes; Pleosporales; Periconiaceae
Source: the annotation of a GenBank genome assembly